AAUUUAUAUUAAACCAGCGGCACAUUCUAAAGAUGGAUGAAAAUACACCAAUCAAAACAGAGUAUUUCCAUCAUUCAGCAGUGCAGCUACAAAGAACAGACCAUUACUGUCGGUACGAAAGCGUUCAAAGUGAACACACGGCAUGUUCUUUGUAGCUGCACUGCUAAACUGGUGCAAUAAAUUGAAGUGAGACAAGUAUAUGUUUUUUUACUCUAACUUAUUGCACUAGAGUUCAGCAGUACAGUUACAAAGAACAGAUCUACAGCCUGUCAGAUUGUUCUAUCAAAAGUGUUAUUUUAAAAUUAUAGCAUAUAAAACGGAUACAAUGACAGAAGUAAUUGAGUUACGUCCUAAUAAAAAUUUGAUAAAUUUGUCUUUUGAAAAAUAUCAAUUUUGUACCGAAAUCGUUCCUAUAAUUUCUGAAAUCAGUUUAAAGAAACAUGUAUAUAGGUUAGAGCCAAAUCAAAAUCAAGAAUCUUGGCUGGAAGCAAGACUAUUUGCAUUUCAUAAUCAUCUGUAUAAAAAUGCAUAUGAUAUGUCAUGUUGGUUUAUUGAUGAAGAUUGGGCUGUUUGGCGUUUUGAUAAGCACAAUUCCUUUAAUCAAAUACAUAUAUUACAUACCACAAAAACUGAUUUAUCAAAAAUAACAUAUAACCCAUCUAUUGGAUUUACUUGUAAUGGAAUUUCAGCAAUUUCUGAUGGUGGUGAAAAGCUAGAUAUAUUAAUAGGAAAUACAGAACAAAAUGUGAAAGUUUUUUCAAUGGAUCCUGUAAAACCUGGGAUUAUCAUGAAUGUGCAACAUGUACAAAAAAGUUCAAGGAUUAUUAUAAUCAUGUCUACUAUUAUCAAUAAUGAUGUAAAGAAAUAUACCCAGCUCACACUGUUAUCAUAUAACUUACAGUAUGUAGAAAAUAAAGUAAAAAAUAUUUCUUACAUUGAUAAACAGAUAUUGAAAGUACAAGGUACUAUAGAUUAUGCUUAUAUGGAAGAAAAUGGUAAUUAUUUGCAUUCCAUUUGCCAAGAUAAUAUCUGUUUUGAUGAAGGAGACACACAGAAAUCUGAAGUAAAGACAGAACAACCAAAUAUUGAUUCACAAAUAAAGAUUCCAAAAUAUUACUGGUCACAAGAUGAAGACUCACUUACUGUUUGGGUUAAAAUACCAAAGCAGCAUAGUACCAAACAGCCUAAAAUAAGUGUUAAGCCAUUAGAAUUAUCUGUUGCAAUAAGUAAUGAAAUUUUAAUACAAGGAGAAUGCGAACAUAGAUUAGAAGAAAAUAUGGCAACUUGGAGGUAUAAAGAAAACACAUUGCAGAUUGAUUUAAGCAAAUAUGAAAAUGGACUAAUGUGGAGUGAACUAAUUAAAGGUGACACAGGAGGUGAAUGCGUGCCAAAUGAGACUCUUGCUGCAGAGAUUCAUGAGAGGUUAGCACACUUGUGCACAGAUCAGCAAAGUGACAGCAUUAGAGAAGGUCAACCUUGUGUAGGCUUCAAUGCUGAACAAUUAGAGGAGUGUGAUCUGGAAGGGAGAGAUAACUUUUUACAAAGAAUUGAUCUUUCUACACGAACAACUACACACUUGGCUAGAUUGGGAAGUAAUAAUCAUGUAUUAUUUACGUGCGAAAGAGAACACGGACAAGUGAUAUGUUUGAGGCAAGAUCAUGAUGCUUGUGUUUGGGUAACAGACGAUACGUGUGAUGAUGGUACUCAGUGGGACAUCAGACAUAUUCAUAACUUUCCUGGAUUUGGCUAUGUUGAAGCUAGUAAAACUAACAAGAAAUUUUGUGUUGCUCCGAUUGAUGGCUCAUACAUAGCUAUAGCAGAACAUGCAAGGCAUAUAUUUCUGUACGAAAAGCCUGAUACCGAAGCAAAGACAGCCAAACAAAGAAUUAUAGAUCUUUCUUACGAAAGUUCGCCAAUUAUGGGCGUCAUUGCUAUGAAGACAUAUUUGAUUGUACUUUUAAUAGAUAAAUUAUAUUGUUUACAGAUUCCUAAGUGAUAAUUCUUCUGAGUAUUUUUUAACUAAAAUAAAUGCAGUUCAUCAAAGAAAA
Messenger RNA from Odontomachus brunneus, 2048 nucleotides. Its product is annotated as nudC domain-containing protein 1. NCBI's taxonomy places the organism in Eukaryota, Metazoa, Arthropoda, Insecta, Hymenoptera, Formicidae. The transcript is spliced from 4 exons. Bases 326 to 1996 code for a protein of 556 amino acids. The record is from RefSeq and is a predicted model, not a curated record.